CGGAAACGGAAACCGCGAUGAAGCGACCAACAAGCCAGGAGAAGCACCCAGGCGCUAUCAUUGCUUUAAGGAGUCUCUCAAACUUAAUUAAAUGUUAGUGUGCCCGGCGGUAUCUCCGCGUUAGCAUUAUUGUUUAGUUAUCUUGCUAACUGGCAUUAAAUACUAAAGCCACCGUUAUUUGUUUCACUUCAACUCGCUUUUGCCGCUGUUUAGUUGACGCCUAGCUGCAGAGAGGGUGUUGGAGGGACCUGAGUGAUCAUGGCCGACCCUGCACGCAUCAAACCCGAGGUGAAACCCGAGAGGACGAGCUCUGCUAACGAGGAGCAUCCUAAGUCGGAUGGCGCUGAUGAUGGACCUGCCACAUCCAAACCCGCCGAUGUAAACAAAGAAUCAUCCUCGCAAGAUCCAGCCAAACAGGAGGAGAAAUCCGACAUGGCAGCCGGGGAAGAUGAAGAAGAGGGAACCUCCGACCAAGCUUCCAAAAGACUGAAGCUGGAACCAGAGAAGAAAAAGGAGAGGCGCCAAAAGGUCGACGAGGAUGAAAUACAAAAGAUGCAAGUUUUGGUUUCCUCCUUUUCUGAAGAGCAGCUAAAUCGCUAUGAGAUGUACAGACGCUCUGCCUUUCCAAAGGCGGCUAUUAAGAGGCUCAUCCAGUCCAUAACAGGAUCAUCAGUAUCACAGAAUGUGGUGAUCGCCAUGUCUGGUAUUUCCAAGGUUUUUGCCGGGGAAAUUGUUGAGGAAGCAUUGGACGUUUGUGAGAAGUGGGGAGAAACCCCACCGCUUCAGCCCAAGCAUAUGAGGGAGGCAGUGAGGAGGCUGAAGAGCCGAGCUCAGAUCCCCAACACCAAGUAUAAGCAAAUUCUCUUUCAGUGAGACGCUCUUGAUGUCAUGGGGAAGUGGUCCUGGGAUUUGAACAAUGGUGCUCUAGCUUGUGGAAAAACAAGUCAAAAUCAGUGACUGGAGUAUCGAAGAACGGCCAUUUCAGACAAUACCACGAGGCGCUUGGUACUUGAAGGCACCUGAAAAUGAAGUCCUCUGACUCGCCAUUCACCUCUAAAUUUCAAGCUAAAUGCAACAUACAGUGCAAAUUGUGUGAAAUUAUAUUCAUGUAUUCUGGUUGUAAAUAGUUUUCUUUUUACUGUCCUGGGUUUUUGCCUCAAUUACUUUAAAGAACUGGCGAUUUUUUUUUGUUUAAUAAAAUCUUUAGGUAGUA
Molecule: messenger RNA, 1213 nt
Organism: Gasterosteus aculeatus aculeatus (three-spined stickleback)
Lineage: Eukaryota; Metazoa; Chordata; Actinopteri; Perciformes; Gasterosteidae
Gene: taf11
Product: TAF11 RNA polymerase II, TATA box binding protein (TBP)-associated factor
Biological process (GO): RNA polymerase II preinitiation complex assembly; transcription initiation at RNA polymerase II promoter
Cellular component (GO): nucleus; transcription factor TFIID complex
Molecular function (GO): RNA polymerase II general transcription initiation factor activity; protein heterodimerization activity
Source: RefSeq, a predicted model, not a curated record